Amaranthus tricolor (Joseph's coat) is the source of this 813-nucleotide messenger RNA. RefSeq names its product probable disease resistance protein At1g52660. The transcript has a single exon. The record is from RefSeq and is a predicted model, not a curated record. NCBI's taxonomy places the organism in Eukaryota, Viridiplantae, Streptophyta, Magnoliopsida, Caryophyllales, Amaranthaceae. Bases 1 to 813 code for a protein of 270 amino acids. Gene Ontology annotation, molecular function: ADP binding.
AUGGCAAUGAUAAUUCAAAAUUGGAUGAUUGGUGAUACCACUAUCGAUGAUGAGUUACAGCUUUUGAGAAGUAAAAAACAAGGUUUGUGUGCACUAGUGGAUGAUCUAAACAUCCAGCUUGAGGCUGACGAAAUGCAGCCUGGCAAGAAACGCAAGAGGGUAGUGGGAAAUUGGUUAAAGAAUGUGGAGGAAUUGCUCAUCGAAGUGCAAUAUUUCGACCAAGAUGUUGAAAGGGGUUUAUUUUCUUCAACUAAGAAGUUGAAGAGAGAAGUUUUGAGCCUUGAACGAGAGAUGGAAGAUCUAAUGGAGCAAGGAAAAUUUCCUGGUGGACUUACGUUAGAUGAUCAUGCAUGCUCAAGUGUGCCACUAGUGACAACAAAUUUGAAAGCUAAGUUAUUUGAAGAAAAUAUGAAGAUGAUCUUGUCAUGGUUGUUAAAUGAAGAUUUGUGUAGAAUUGGAGUUUACGGUCUAGGAGGUGUUGGUAAAACAACACUAGCAAAACAUAUUCAUAAUAAGCUUCUUGAAGGUGCUAAAACUUCUAUGCAUAUUUAUUGGGUGACUGUAUCCCAAGAAAAUACUAUAGCUACUCUACAGAAUAAAAUUGCAAAAGCUGCAAAAGUUGAACACAUUUUGCUUCAAGAUGACGAUGAUACUAAAAGAGCUGCAAACUUAUAUGCUGCAUUGAAGAAGAGGAAGAAAGUAGUGCUUUUCCUUGAUGAUAUGUGGAAGAACUUUGAGGUAGAGAAGGUUGGAAUUCCUGUUGGAAAAGAUGAAUGCAGGAGAAACAACUGGACAAGGGAUACACCAUUUUGA